This is a messenger RNA of Penicillium longicatenatum, 1077 nucleotides long. Its product is annotated as putative transcriptional regulator. The transcript is spliced from 2 exons. Gene Ontology annotation, cellular component: nucleus. The record is from RefSeq and is a predicted model, not a curated record. Lineage: Eukaryota; Fungi; Ascomycota; Eurotiomycetes; Eurotiales; Aspergillaceae. Bases 1 to 1077 code for a protein of 358 amino acids.
AUGGAACCCAAAUACAAGCUGUCAGACGCCGAAUCAGAGUCGGAGCCUGAUGUUCCUACCGUUCCUUCCGAUAAACAGCUAGAGCAAGGCUUGCGCAAUGAGGUUGCUGGGAUCUUCAAAUCCGGCAACAUGGAGGAGCUUACCGUGAAACGGGUACGACUGGCGGCGGAGAAGAAGCUUGGUCUUGCCGAGGGAUACUUCAAAACUACGGACGAUUGGAAAGCACGAAGUGAGCAGAUAAUUAAGGCGGAAGUGGACGUGCAAGAAAGUGCGCAAAACGCCAAUGAGCCCACCGAGAAAUCGCCGUCUCCUCCACCACAGACUAAAAAGAAGGCACCAGCCAAGCGAUCCACGAGUGACACUGCACCCAAGCCGAGAAAGCGCCAGAAGACACAGACCCCUGUUUCGAAGGAUGAGGCUACAGGGCCAUCUGGUAACGAGAGUGAGGAAGAGGUCGCAAAGCCGAAGAGCCGUGCAACCGCACCCAAGAAAAAGGUCUCCCCGAAACCCGCGACGGACGAGCCGGAAGGUUCAGAUGCCCAGGAUGAUUCCGAUAGAGUGAAGUCAUCAGAAAUUGUCAAAGAUGAUUCGGAGAGCGAGAUGUCUGUGGUCUUGGACGAGGAGCCCAAACCAAAACCCGCGCGCAAGCGAAAGAGUACCGAGACGGCUCCUAAGAAGGAAAAGAAGCCUGCGCCCAAAGCCAAAUCCAAAGACGAGGAGGAUCCAGAUCAAACAGAGAUCAAGCGGUUACAAGGGUGGCUGGUGAAAUGCGGCAUUCGCAAGAUGUGGUUCCGUGAGCUGGCACCGUACGACACCGCAAAGGCGAAGAUCAAGCAUCUCAAGGGAAUGCUAGAGGAUGCCGGUAUGACGGGGCGAUACUCGCAAGAGAAAGCGAACAAGAUUCGCGAUGAGCGCGAGCUCAAGGCAGACUUGGAAAUGAUCCAACAAGGGGCGAAGCAAUGGGGAAAAGGGAGCGGAGACGAAGGAGAAGAGGAUGGACCACCUCGACGCCGUGCUGCUGCCCGAGGUCGACAGGCACUUGCAUUUUUGGAGAGCGAUGGCGAAGAGUCGGACUAA